AUGAUGAAGCCAUCCCAGGAUUCGAUCCAGGGCCCUGGAACGGAUAAACAUGAUGACUUCGGCCACGACAAUGAAAAAUAUCAGCAUUAUGAUAAUGCGCCCGAGUAUGAGGACCCGUUUGGAGAUGAGCAGUUUGCCGAGGUCAAAUACAGGACACUCCACUGGUGGCAAUGUGGCAUGAUUAUGAUUGCAGAAACGAUUUCUUUGGGCAUUCUCUCACUCCCCUCUGCAGUGGCAACUCUAGGGAUGGCCCCAGCUGUGAUCUUGAUCGUCGGACUGGGUGGUUUAGCCACUUACACUGGAUAUGUCAUCGGGCAAUUUAAGCUGCAGUAUCCUCAUGUCCAUAGCAUGGCAGAUGCCGGGGAGGUGCUCCUGGGGGCCCUUUGGGCUGGGGCGUUUCGUCACAUCUUAACCUUCAGCGUCAUGAUGAACACACUCACCGAUCAUGGCACCUGCUCCAUUGUUUUUGGGGUUGUUGGCUUGGUCGUGUCCUUUGUCUUUGCUCUGCCUCGAACUCUGCGCAAGGUCUCGUGGUUUUCUUUCGCCUCUUUUGCAAGCAUUGUGGCCGCUGUGCUGAUUACAAUGAUUGCGAUCGCAAUACAACGCCCUGGGAAAGGCCAGGUGGAUGCAACAACCAAAACGAAUCUUGCCAAUGGGUUUCUAGCCGUCACAAACAUUGUCUUUGCAUAUGCUGGCCAUGUUGCAUUCUUUGGCUUCAUCUCCGAGAUGCAAAUCCCAACCGACUAUCCCAAAACCCUGUAUCUUCUUCAAGGAACUGACACGAGCAUGUACCUGGUGGCUGCCGUUGUCAUCUACUAUUACGGGGGAAAGGAUGUGAAAUCACCUGCCUUGAGCUCCACGAGUUCGGUGACAGCCAAACUGGCUUAUGGAAUUGCAAUCCCUACGAUUGUUAUCGCCGGCGUGAUCAACGGGCAUGUGGCCGCCAAGUAUAUCUACGUCCGGUUAUUCCGGGGAACGGACCACAUGCAAAAAAGAAGCCUCCUGUCAAUCGGUUCAUGGGUUGCGAUUACCUUUGUUCUUUGGGUGAUUGCCUGGAUUAUUGCAGAGGCUAUUCCAGUUUUUAACAACCUGCUGAGUUUGAUUACUGCUUUAUUUGCGAGUUGGUUUACUUAUGGCUUGAGUGGUAUUUUCUGGCUGUUCCUGAACUGGGGCCGAUAUACGCUUUCAUGGCGGAAGGCAUCUUUGACCGUUCUCAAUCUGGUCAUCGUCGGCAUUGGGGGGUGCUUGUGUGGCAUGGGCUUGUGGGUGUCUGGAAAAGCCAUCCACGAUGGCUCGAGCGGUGCAAGUUUCUCCUGUGCUGCUAGCGAAUAG
Molecule: messenger RNA, 1332 nt
Organism: Penicillium alfredii
Lineage: Eukaryota; Fungi; Ascomycota; Eurotiomycetes; Eurotiales; Aspergillaceae
Exons: 11
Coding region: 1-1332 (443 amino acids)
Biological process (GO): amino acid transmembrane transport
Cellular component (GO): vacuolar membrane
Molecular function (GO): amino acid transmembrane transporter activity
Source: RefSeq, a predicted model, not a curated record